Actinia tenebrosa (Australian red waratah sea anemone) is the source of this 1123-nucleotide messenger RNA. Its product is annotated as NAD(P)H-hydrate epimerase. The record is from RefSeq and is a predicted model, not a curated record. Gene Ontology annotation, cellular component: mitochondrion. Gene Ontology annotation, molecular function: NAD(P)HX epimerase activity. NCBI's taxonomy places the organism in Eukaryota, Metazoa, Cnidaria, Anthozoa, Actiniaria, Actiniidae.
GGUCCCCUGAGUAUUUCAGAUGCAAACGGGUUUGAACUAUUUUAUUGUCGUGUUUUCUUCUGUUCUGAUGUUUAUUUUACUGCGAUCGCUGGAAAAAUACGCAAGGAUCCCCUUCAUAUCAACCCGUAAUCUUAUUUCACUCAGAAGCAUGAAGUAUCUUAAUCAAACUGAAGCUCAAAAUAUCGACCAGGAAUUGUUCAACGAAUAUGCUUUCAGUGUUGACCAGCUCAUGGAGCUAGCAGGAUUGAGUGUUGCUGUAGCUCUAGCUAAGACGUAUCCUAAACAAGAAGGCAGUGACAAAAUACUAGUCUGCAGUGGACCAGGAAAUAAUGGAGGAGAUGGUCUAGUAGCUGCAAGACAUCUCAAGUUGUUUGGCUAUGAGCCAGUCAUUUUCUAUCCAAAAAGACCCAACAAGCCACUGAUGAACAACCUCGUAACUCAAUGCCAAAAGAUGAAUAUUACAUUUCUGUCUGCACUUCCCUCUUCUACGGAUAUUGAUUCACAGUACAAAUUUAUUGUGGAUGCAAUUUUUGGGUUCAGUUUUAAAGGCGAUGUUCGAGCACCCUUUGAUCAGGUGCUGAAAACACUGAAGGAAGUCAAAGUUCCACUUUGUGCUGUUGAUGUGCCAUCAGGUUGGGAUGUGGAAAAAGGUAACCCAGAAGGACUACAGCCAGAUUUUCUUAUUUCACUCACUGCACCUAAACUUUGUGCAAAGCACUUCAAAGGAAGCUAUCAUUACUUAGGAGGUAGAUUUGUGCCAGAAACAUUAUUAGAGAAAUACCAACUUAGUCUUCCUGAAUAUCCAGGCACAGAACCCUGUGUUUUACUUGAGGAAUAAAAGAAAAGGCCUGCAGGAACAAGUGUUUUGAAAAAAAUUCUAUGUAAGAAGUGAAUAAUAGUUUUUUUCAGCUUUGCCUUGUUAACUCUACACUUGGGUCACCUGUGGGAUGUCUUGGCCUUAUAAAGUACAUUGUAAAAAGAUUCACUCAAUUGACUGGUCAGUUUUGAGUUCCAAAUUACCAGUGUUCCAUGAUGGUUACAGACUCAUUUAUACAGGGUUAGCCUCUUAUCAGUGUCUAAAUAUUCACAUAAUUUAUACCAAUGGUAAAGUAAAGUUCAUAAC